Vitrella brassicaformis is the source of this 3612-nucleotide messenger RNA. The record is from the annotation of a GenBank genome assembly. NCBI's taxonomy places the organism in Eukaryota, Vitrellaceae.
CUCUGGAAGACUACCGUAUCGGUCCGCCCGGACCACCGCAGAGCCGGCAGUAUGAUGAUAAGUUGAAUCCCAGGUGACCUCCCCGUCUGUCAAAACGCGGCCCUCCCCGCACCGUCAUGUUCUACACGCCGGACGUCACGCCGGACACGCAGAAGGCCUCCCCAGACUAUGAAGAUGCACCGGCAUUCUUCUCUGCACCAAACACACCACCAGGCGGGCAGCCGGCCAGCCUCUCGGCCAAGGCAUCCUGGCUUCCCACCAUCACGGCCGGUGUUGGGUUUCUGACGGAUGCGUAUGACCUGUUCGUCAUCGAUAUCGUCCUGCUGGUGCUGGCCAGCAUCGACGCCAGCCAGAGCGCCGCGGACAGGGGCCUCGUUGCGUCGGCCAUGAGUGAGAUCCGAUCCACACAGACAGACAAGGCGUUUUCUCCCUCUCUCUGUGGGAAUGUUCUAUGUCAGUUGUGGGGACACUCAUCGGGCAGACCACCUUCGGCCUGCUGGCCGACAUCCUUGGCCGGCACAACCUCUUCCGCACCACCCCCAUCCUGCUGGCAGGCGGGGCCCUGCUGUCUGCCUGCGUCACAUGGGCGGGGCCCGUGUCGCUGUACACGAAGCUGGCGGCGUGUCGGCUGCUGCUGGGUGUAGGCGUGGGAGGGGAAUACCCUUUGGCUGCCACUGUCACGUCAGGUAAAGUACCGACGGGAGGGGGGAGGGAGGGCACACGGCUUAUGUUGGUGUGUGGGUGUGGGGUUCAGAGACGUCCGAUACCGCUCACCGUGGGCGGGCUCUCGCGGCGGUGUUCGCCAUGCAGGGCGUGGGCAUGGCGCUGUCGCCCCUGCUGGUGCUGGUCCUCCUCUCCCUCCCCCCGCCCCUCUCCCUCCCCCCCGAUCUCAUCUGGCGCAUCGCUCUCGCCGUCGGGGCCCUCCCCGCCAUAGCCAUCAUCUACUACCGAUGGACGCUCCCAGAGACUGCCCUAUUCAACAAGGCCCACGAGGACACCAAAACCAGCCCUUUUCGGCACCAGAGGCGGCUGUUCGUCCGAUACCGGGGCGCGCUGCUCAGCACGUGUCUCAACUGGUUCCUUCUCGACGUGACCUUCUACGGAAUGGGGAGCUUCAAGACGGCCGUCGGGGCCUCCCUGGGCUUCUCGCUCGGCGUGACGGGCGGCAUCAUGUCUGAGGCGUGGUUCGCUUUGAUGGUGGCGGGCUUGGCGAUGCCGGGGUACGUGCUGGCGGUGGUUUAUGCCGAGAGGAUUGGGUAUCGGCGGCUGCAGCUAUUCGGAUUUGGGAUGAUGGGCCUGUGCUUCGUGCUGCUGGGCAUCGAGCAGUACGCUGGCGGCCAGCGGCCGGCGAUAGAGUUGGUGCGUGAUUCGAGGGAAUCCGUGGACAGGGAGAGAGUGUCAUGCCAUGUGGCCAUUUGUUUUUUAUCUAAUUGCAGGUGUUGUUUGGACUGACGUUUUUGUUCUCUAACUUCGGACCCAACACGACCACCUUCCUGCUGCCCACACAGAUAUACCCGACGCUCAUCAGGGCAUCAUGCCAGUAACCACACACAGAGAUCUUACGACCAGGCAGACAACUAAAAACCCCCCUCUGCUGCCCCUGUCUUGUUCUGUUUUGUUUUGCUCUCUUCAGUGGCAUUUCAGCGGCGAGCGGCAAGCUCGGUGCCGUCCUGGGCUCCGCCAUGUUCGCCCCCCUGCAGCAGUCCAUCGGCCUUCCCUCCCUUCUGCUGUGCUGCGCCGCCGUGGCCCUCCUCGGCCAUCUCGCCACACUCACUCUCACACCCCUCUCUGCCAAUCAUCCCGAGCAGUUGUUCGACCACCUCGAUGACGAGACCACGGCGCUCAACAACCACAACAAUCGUGGCGGUGGAAAGGAUCACCAGCACCGGCACCAGCAGAGGACGGCGGGAGGGGCAGAUAGGAGCGGGGGGGAUGGUGGGAAAAGGGGGGAGAGGGACGGGCAGCAGCAGCAGCAGGAUGGGAGCGGGUCGAGCGCUGCGGGAGGGUCAACUGCGGGAGCGUCAACUGGUGAAACGUCCUCAGAGGCCACCGGUGCGCAAGCAGGUGUGCACAACAGAAAGGAACGAACGAACGAAAGGGCCACACGACACACAUAUUUGCUUUCCGGUCUCGUCUCCAGGCAUUCACUCUGCCAGGGCCUCCGCUUUGCUCCCUUCCCGCCCCAUGUGGAGCGGUCUGAUCCCGCAGGGGUUCCUCAGCGCGCAGGUGACGCAGCAGAGUGCAUAUGGGUACACCCCAUACGGAUACCCGCAGCAGAAACCCAAGCAGCAGGAGCCGGCGGGGAGCAGCUGGUCUGCACGUAUGCGAUGGGGAAAGUGAUUGAUGGCCACACAGAGGGGGGAGAUCUGAUUGUGUGUGCGUGUGUCCGUUGGUCAGGUGGUGGCUCGUCGACGAAUACCACGCUGCCGUCUCAGCCAGGGUUGGGGCUGUCGGGCCCUCAAGUGAGCGACCAUGCGUUUCCUGUAGUCAAAUUCCUGCAGCUGAGCUCCCUGGCCUUCAGGGGCGCCAUCACGGUGACACCCCCCUGCACAUGGCAAUGAAUGUGUGGAUGCACGUGUGCGCGCGUGUCUCUCUCUCUGUGUGCUGUUUAGUAUGAGGAGGAGCAUCAGAUGCACAGCAGCGACCCGCUCGUCAAAUACCAGAUCGUGCACAGGUGGGCAGACAAGCUGCUGGACCGUCAACUCCCCCCCGCCCCCCUGUGUGUGUCUUAUUGGUCAGUUGGCGUCACAAUCUGGGCCCUGAGGACGGCAGGCGGGCUGUAGUUGGAUGGAAGGUUCUCUGCACGUACAGAAACAAGCACCAGGUACCUACCUAGGCCGCGGCAUGCACCGGAUGGACGCAUUUGAUCUCCCGACGUGUCUGUGGGCGGACACACACGUUCAGAUGGUAUCGUUUUUCUCUGACCGCGAUCUGAAGGAGAAGGACCUACAGCGUGUGUUGAGGGACAUCGAGAGCAUCGCCAUCGAUAUCAUGCGGUGAACGACAACGCACACAUACGUCAUCGCUUCAUGCCUUGAUGCAUUUUCAGGGGUUCGCUGAUAGUGCAAAGCGCCGCUACUGAGUCGGAGGACAAAUACAGGGCGGCCACACAGCACAUCGUGGCGCAGAUCGACCAGGGCAGGCUCCCAUACACGGUAGAAGAACAACACCAGCCAGGCCACACAGCAAAGAAAAGGGCUGGGUGUGGUGUGGUGUGGUUUGAUUGCGUCACGUCUAUGCAUCAGGCGCAGUACUUGUCGACGUUUAUCUCCGGCGGCCUGCAGGGCGCCCUCGACCAGCUCAGUGGCCCAAACAUCUAUGGCCCCACAGCUGCCUUCGCCUCCUCUCUUCAUAGCCACGUGAGGCUCAAAGAGCAGCCACGCGGUCAUAAGAUGUCUCUCUUCAUCUUCAUCUCUCUCUCUCUCUGUGUGUGUGUGUGUGUCAUGCAGGCUGUGGCGGCGUCUCUGCUCCGUCCGUGUGCGAGCGGGUCGUCGACGGCCCACCCACAGGACAGCCGCUCCCUUGCGAGCAGCUCUAGUGGCUCGGCGGCCAUGGCCAUACUGUGAGACUCAGAGGGACAGUUUCGAUACAGAUGGUUAGAUUGUUGGCUGG